Molecule: messenger RNA, 3453 nt
Organism: Syzygium oleosum
Lineage: Eukaryota; Viridiplantae; Streptophyta; Magnoliopsida; Myrtales; Myrtaceae
Product: putative pentatricopeptide repeat-containing protein At3g49142
Exons: 2
Coding region: 737-2803 (688 amino acids)
Biological process (GO): RNA modification
Molecular function (GO): RNA binding; zinc ion binding; protein binding
Source: RefSeq, a predicted model, not a curated record
GCAAGUAUCCAGCUGAAUCAACCCGAAAGAUCAAGGCGCACAAGCGGGCGCAACCCAGUAGAACCGUAAGCUCCUUGCCCAUCUUUGAAGCACGUCUCGGGGGCUGCUCGUUGGGUGUCUUCCAUUGUCUUGAUUAGCCAACAAUCUUUUCUAUCGUUACCGAUACAGCAAACUUGCGGGGCUAAUUCUCCUGCAAGGAGGGGUACCAAACGUUAGGACGGUGGAAUGGAAAUUGAGGCUUCCGAAGCCUCAAAAUCUCACCAACUCAAGGUCUAUACGUAAAGCGCUAGAAUUCACAUGGACUUUCUUCAUGCUUUUCAACUCAUUUAUACAUGACAUUGGCCUAAAAAGGAAACUCAUUUACUACUCACAAGACAACACUCCUCCAACUCCAAGGUUUUUACUCUCUGUCACGGACUCGAGGAGACCUGGUCAAUGGUCGGUCGGGACGGGUCGGUGUCUUGCGUAGGAAACUUUAGUACAGGUUUGCUUUGCUCGAACCCGUUCAGUCUAUGUUUCUGGUCUGGGCGGGACAGCAGGCCAUAUUCAUGUUGCAGGAUUACAAACACCACAUCUGCAUUAAAUGCAGUCUCUCUUGACCAAAGCAAAUUCAGACAUUGCAAGUAACCAAUGGCUCCGCUGAUCCCGUUUAACUUCAGUUACGAAGCUGUGGUUGGAGCCUUCGACGUGGCCUUCUUUGAACGGGGUGUUCGCCACGUUCAAAGAUGACUCGAAGAUGUCGAGGUGGCGUCUGCAGGUUCGAGUCAAAUGCCCGUUUAGAGUCCGAUGCGACGGACAUUCAGCUUCCAGGCAAGUACGGUUUCUCGUUGCAUCGACUUCAGAAUCUGAAAUUGUCCCAAAAGACUUAUCUAUCAAUGGAGAGUCAUUCGGCAAGAUGUUGGACCGGUACCCAGAUAUCAAAACACUGAAAAGGCUGCAUUCGAAGAUAUUCAGUGAUCAAGUCCUACGCGCGGACCCAUCUCUUGGCGUCAAACUGAUGCGUGCUUACGCUGCUCGCGGCAAACCGGGGACCGCCCGCCACGUAUUCGAUGAAUUGCGUGACAGGAAUGUGAUUGUCUACAAUGUCAUGAUCAGGAGCCAUGUGAACAACCGCCAGUAUCGUGAUGCGCUGGUGCUUUUCAAAGACAUGUUGGGCUGUGGUUAUGUUCCCGAUAAUUAUACGUACCCUUGCGUGUUGAAAGCAUGCUCUGGGUCCAGUAAUAAGGUGGCCGGGCUUCAAAUUCAUGCUGCGGUGGUGAGAGUUGGGCAGGGCUCAUGUUUGUUUGUUGGGAACGGUUUAGUUGCAAUGUAUGGGAAAUGCGGUUGUUUAGUGGAGGCACGUCGAGUUCUUGAUGAGAUGCCCAGAAGAGAUGUAGUUUCAUGGAACUCAAUGGUUGCCGGUUACGCUCAGAAUGGGCAGUUUGACAAUGCCUUGAGUGUUUGUAGGGAAAUGGAAUUCUUAAAGGUAGGAUUCAAUUCUGGAACAAUGGCUAGCCUCUUGCCGGCUGUGAGUAACGCAUCGGCCGAAAGUGUUGAGUAUGUGGAGAAGAUGUUCCUGAAGAUGGAUAAAAGUAACUUGAUCUCUUGGAAUGUGAUGAUUGCUGUCUACGUGAAUAACUCGAUGCCCACCAGAGCUGUUGAGCUCUUUUCACAGAUGGAAGCGCAUAAAGUUGAGCCAGAUGUCAUUACUUUUGCCAGUAUACUUCCAGCUUGUGGAGAUCUCUCUGCUCUGUCAUUGGGAAAGAAAAUUCAUGAGUGUGUGGAGAGGAAGAAGCUUCGACCAAAUUUGUUGUUAGAGAAUGCUUUAAUUGACAUGUAUGCUAAGUGUGGUUGUUUGUCUGAUGCAAGGCAAGUGUUUGACAAAUUAAAUGUUCGAGAUGUCAUCUCAUGGACUUCAAUGAUCUCUGCAUAUGGCAUAAGCGGACUUGGUCGUGAUGCAGUGGCUCUUUUUUCGAGAAUGCGAAAUUCAGGUCUUGAUCCAGAUUCCAUUGCUUUUGUGUCAAUUCUGUCCGCUUGCAGUCACACAGGACUGCUGGACGAGGGGCGUCAUUACUUUAAUGUAAUGAUCGAGGAGUAUGGGAUAGAACCACGUCUAGAACACUUCUCUUGCAUGGUAGAUCUGUUGGGACGUGCUGGGAAAGUAGAUGAGGCAUAUCGUCUCAUCCAGAAAAUGCCGAUGGAGCCUAAUGAAAGAGUUUGGGGAGCUCUCUUGGGUGCUUGUCGGGUCUACUCGAACAUGAAAAUGGGGCUUCUGGCUGCUGAUUGUCUCUAUCAAUUGGUUCCGGAGCAGUCAGGUUAUUACGUUCUUUUGUCUAACAUCUAUGCAAAAGCUGGUAGAUGGCAAGAUGUAGCAAAGGUUAGAUCAACCAUGAAGAGUAAAGGAAUCAAGAAAGCACCCGGUGUUAGUAAUUUUGAGCUUAAUAACAUAGUCCACACCUUUCUUGCUGGUGACCAAUCUCAUCCACAGUCCACACGAAUCUACGAAGAAUUAGACAUACUAGUGGGGAAGAUGAGAGAGCUCGGCUAUGUUCCUGAGACAGAUUCAACUCUUCAUGAUGUGGAGGAUGAAGAUAAGGAUGGUCAUCUAGCGGUUCACAGCGAGAAGCUGGCGAUUGUGUUUGCUAUCCUGAAUACUGACCCAGGGACGCCGAUUAGAAUUACCAAAAAUCUUCGUAUAUGCGGGGAUUGCCAUACUGCAUCCAGGCUAAUUUCUAAAAUCACACAGCGUGAAAUAAUCAUCAGAGACACCAAUAGAUUUCACAAUUUUGCGAAUGGAGUCUGUUCCUGUGGAGAUUAUUGGUGACAGUCCACAUGGGUUCUCUUCCUUGCAUCGUCAUGGGGUUUUGAUUUGAGGAGAAAUUUUGGUGGCACGGAAAGAAGAUAACGUCCUGACCAUAUCAAGUGAUGAUCGUGUCGAAGGUAUUUAAGAAGAUCCUCUUGAAGAUACUGAAGGAGCUCAUUUUGCUUUUCUUUUUCUGGUACGGGAAACUAACAAAGCACCGGCAAAAUAAUCUAAACACCCAUGAACAGAGGUGCUUCUGUGGUUUCAGGGUAAGCAAUAGGCGCUCCGCAAUGUUCGGAAACAGAAGGAAGGGGCAAGCUCACACUUCCUUGCUGGAGGUCGGAAUUUUUAAUCUAAUGGAACGGUUUUCUCCCGUUUGGAAGACGAAUUGGCCUUUCUCUAAUUCUUGCUGCUCAGAGGCUACUGAGCUAAUUGAGGAUUCUUCCUGCGAGUCAAUGAUGAAAAUAGCACAUUCUCAGGCAGCAAGAGCAAGAGCAUAGCUUGCUUCUAUUUGCGACUUUGAUUGUGUCGGCGACUAUUGGGCUGUUUAUACUCCCUUGUAAUGAAGAUGAGUCGCAAAAUUCUGUAUUCAUUCCGUAUGUUGAGACCGAUUCACAGAUAGCAUACGAAACAAAUGGCCAUUCAAGUGAGGAAGCACCUGCAUUAGUCCA